CAGGGGCAUAAUCCUUUGAAGGAUUUUUUGGCUCUCAUUCUUCAUCUGAGCAAAUUCAAAGCUCCCAGGACUUAAAGUCUCCCCAAAUGGAAAGCAAGCUGGAUGUCUUCAGGAGGGAGUUAGUGAAUGUUCAAGGUGUCCCUCUCUUUUGGAGCAUUGCUGAGCAAUGGUCCCAAGUAGAGUCAUUUGAAGCCCGGCCUGAUGACCUUUUGAUCUCCACCUAUCCCAAAUCUGGAACAACUUGGAUCAGUGAAAUACUGGAUUUGAUCUAUAAUAAUGGAGAUGCAGAGAAAUGUAAAAGGGAUGCAAUCUACAUACGAGUACCGUUCAUGGAGCUUAUAAUUCCGGGAAUAACAAAUGGUGUUGAAAUGCUGAAAAACAUGCAGUCUCCUCGGCUAGUGAAAACACAUCUUCCUGUUCAGCUGCUUCCUUCCUCAUUCUGGAAAAAUGACUGCAAGAUGAUCUAUGUGGCACGGAAUGCCAAAGAUGUGGCUGUUUCUUACUAUUAUUUCCACCAAAUGGCAAAAAUGCACCCAGAGCCUGGCACUUGGGAAGAGUUCCUCGAGAAAUUCAUGGCUGGGCAAGUGAGCUUUGGCCCCUGGUAUGAUCAUGUGAAGGGCUGGUGGGAGAAAAGAAAAGAAUACCGGAUCCUUUAUUUGUUUUAUGAAGAUAUGAAAGAAGAUCCAAAGUGUGAAAUUGAAAAAUUAUUAAAGUUUCUAGAAAAAGACAUACCAGAAGAAACUGUAAAUAAAAUCCUCUACCAUAGUUCUUUCAAUGUAAUGAAGCAGAAUCCUAGCGCAAAUUACACCACUAUGAUGAAAGAAGAGAUGGACCACUCAGUCUCUCCUUUCAUGAGAAAGGGUAUUUCGGGUGAUUGGAAGAAUCAGUUCACUGUAGCUCAGUAUGAGAAAUUUGAAGAAGAUUAUGUCCAGAAAAUGGAAGGAUCAACACUGAAGUUUAGAUCAGAGAUCUAGGGAGUAUUUGUUUCUCCUUAAUCUCCUUCAUCAGACACUAAUAUUCAUGGUUCAGUCAAAGAAAAUGCUGUAUAUUAUUUUUCUAAAACUCAAGGUCUUCUAAUGUACAGAUAGAUAUCAGGUACAUUCUCUCCUAAUUAUCUUCCAUAUAGAAAUGUUCAUAUUGUAGUUUCCCAUUUACUUUGCUAUCAAAAUAAUACAAUGUUAAGAUGCUUCAUAAUAUAGUGUAGUUUUAGUUUCAGUUACUAAUAUCUUCCUGUAUGUAUAUGGUCUAGUUUGCCUCCUAGAGGAAGAGUACAUUUCAUUAACCAAUUCAACUUCAUCUGUGGUUAUUUUACAUUUUAAAAUAUUGUCUUUAAC
Apodemus sylvaticus (European woodmouse) is the source of this 1334-nucleotide messenger RNA. Its product is annotated as sulfotransferase 1 family member D1. Gene Ontology annotation, biological process: sulfation. Gene Ontology annotation, cellular component: cytoplasm. Gene Ontology annotation, molecular function: sulfotransferase activity. NCBI's taxonomy places the organism in Eukaryota, Metazoa, Chordata, Mammalia, Rodentia, Muridae. The coding region runs from base 87 to 974 and encodes 295 amino acids. The record is from RefSeq and is a predicted model, not a curated record. The transcript is spliced from 8 exons.